GCAGCACACCACUUCUCAAAUUUUCCCCCCGUUGUGUUCUGUCACCAACUCACCUCUCCGCCAAUUCCUCCUGCUUUCCUGUUUCACUCAAAUCUCACAUACCCACAUGUGUGCGUGUGUGUACACCCCUGUAUAUAUAUAUAUGUGUGUGUGUGGGUGCGUGUGUCCUAUACAUACACAUAACAAAAGAAACGACAGGGGGAGAGACAGAGAGAGGGGUCUGCUCAAGUUCUGAUACUUUUCUUGAGCAUUCAAAAGCCUCCCCUUUUUCAUUUAACUAAUAAAAAUUCUUUCUUUAUAGCGAAGCCAUGCAAAGCUAAAGAGGGAAAAAGGGUUCUUUUUUCUUUUCAGUUCUUGAUUCUGUGCGGCUGGUUGGUGGGAGAAAGAAACCGAGAUGAAGAAGGAAGAUCAAGGGAGGUCUCUGUUUGGGAUAUCUUUGACUGAUAGGCCCACUUGGCAGCAGUUCCUCAUCUGUUCUUCUGGUUUCUUCUUCGGCUAUCUUGUCAAUGGAAUUUGCGAGGAGUAUGUGUACAAUCGCCUACAAUUCAGCUACGGGUGGUACUUUACCUUUGUGCAAGGAUUUGUAUAUUUAGUGUUGAUAUACUUGCAAGGCUUCACCACCAAGCAAAUGGUGAACCCAUGGAAAACGUACGUGAAGCUCUCUGCGGUGCUAAUGGGCUCUCAUGGAUUGACGAAGGGCUCCUUAGCUUAUCUUAAUUAUCCAGCACAGAUCAUGUUUAAGUCCACAAAGGUACUGCCUGUGAUGGUGAUGGGUGCAUUUAUCCCUGGCUUGAGAAGGAAAUACCCCAUUCACGAAUACGUCUCCGCAAUUCUUCUCGUUAUUGGCCUGAUUCUUUUCACCUUAGCCGAUGCAAACACUUCUCCGAACUUCAGUGUCAUUGGUAUAGUGAUGAUUGUGGGUGCUCUAGUCAUGGACUCGUUCCUCGGUAACUUGCAGGAAGCAAUUUUUACCAUGAACCCUGAAACCACUCAGAUGGAGAUGCUAUUUUGCUCGACGGUGGUCGGUUUGCCUUUCCUUUUGCCACCCAUGAUAUUGACCGGAGAGUUGUUCAAGGCAUGGAAUUCGUGUUCUGAGCAUCCUUAUGUUUACGGUGUGCUAGUCUUUGAAGCAAUGGCUACGUUUGUCGGUCAAGUCUCCGUUCUAUCACUCAUUGCCAUUUUCGGGGCUGCCACCACCGCUAUGAUCACAACUGCAAGAAAGGCGGUAACAUUGUUGUUGUCAUACUUACUCUUCACCAAGCCCCUCACAGAACAACACGGCUCAGGGCUGCUCCUCAUAGCCAUGGGAAUCAUACUGAAACUCGUCCCCGACAGCAAACCUCCUAAUCGGGUCACUAUUUCCCAUUCUACCAGCCGGGAGGAAAAGUCUCGUCCGAAAGAAGCUAGGAAGCGGAUGGAAGACGGAGAGAGCGUAGACAGUGAAGAGAAACAGCCGUUAGUCUAACUCAUGAAGUCGAUCAUUUAGGCGAUACAUUUAAUUGUAUUUCGAAAUCUUACAUUGACUACAAGGUUUAGUAGAAUUCCUUGACAUUGGAUGCCAUUUUUUAUGUACUUAGGAUGGAAUUUUGCUUCCUACAUCACAUG
Molecule: messenger RNA, 1605 nt
Organism: Sesamum indicum (sesame)
Lineage: Eukaryota; Viridiplantae; Streptophyta; Magnoliopsida; Lamiales; Pedaliaceae
Product: UDP-galactose/UDP-glucose transporter 2
Biological process (GO): 3'-phosphoadenosine 5'-phosphosulfate transport; transmembrane transport
Cellular component (GO): Golgi membrane; endoplasmic reticulum membrane
Molecular function (GO): 3'-phosphoadenosine 5'-phosphosulfate transmembrane transporter activity
Source: RefSeq, a predicted model, not a curated record